This is a messenger RNA of Daldinia vernicosa, 510 nucleotides long. RefSeq lists its product as uncharacterized. The record is from RefSeq and is a predicted model, not a curated record. The transcript has a single exon. The coding region runs from base 64 to 300 and encodes 78 amino acids. NCBI's taxonomy places the organism in Eukaryota, Fungi, Ascomycota, Sordariomycetes, Xylariales, Hypoxylaceae.
CCUCUUGCCUUAGUGACCUUAUCUUGGCCUGCCCGUUGUGUGGAUGCUUCAUAGUUCCGAAUUAUGGUUUUCUUGUUUUUUUUUUCUUCUUUAAGUGGUGCCCGGUGGAUAAAUCUGUACAACUACGAUAGACCAUUCGAAGCCUCAACUUCUACUAUGUAUGCUCUCCACAAGUUGAGUAGUUCUUCAAUGUCAUAUAUUCGGGAGAGCGGUAUGGGCCCCGCUCCAGCUGGGAUAUUACCUAGCGCGCGCUCAAUAUUGGUCACCCCACCAAGCUCUGCUAUUAAGACUGCUACUUGACUAUAUAGGCAAAACUACGACGACGACAAACGUAUUGAUCACUAGUGAGACGAGCGCAAAAGGCAUGCAUUAUUACUUUACGAAAUCCACUGCGGAUUGGUGAACUAGUGUACGUUACCCGGGUGCAAAAAAAAGAAAUAAAUAAAAAAAUGAUCGAACCCAGGCUCGAACUGGGGACCUUCAGUGUGUUAGACUGACGUGAUAACCAAC